GAGAGUUUAGCAGACAUGCAACUCCUCCCUUUUGCCUUUGGGUAGCACGUGCUGUGUCCAAAGCGCGAGAGCGCAGAGAACACAGUGGGUGCUGGUGGGCGGGGCUUUGCGGCGAGGCGGACCCCAAAAACGGGCGUGGCUUCAGUACCAGCUCUUGUAGUGGGAGAGGCGUGGCUUCAGUACAAGGCUCCGUACUAGAGGCGGGGCGUAAGUGCGGUACGACGUACAUGCAAGGGCGGAGUUUGAGCUCAACACUGGAAACAUCACUGAUCCUGAAUUUCAGGUGGCUGCAGAGAGUCGACUUUUGCUCACUACCGCCGCACACAAACAUUCACUGUAGAGGGAGCUGCAAUCCUACCGGGGACGCUGUGAUUCCGAGUGUUUUCAUUGAGAUGCGGAUGAAAAAAAAAAUGAAAUGGCUAAGAAAUCACAACUUCAACGCAAAAAAGACUUUCUGUCUCGCCAGUCAUUCGUUUACUUUACUUAAGUGACAACUUCACUGAACCACAAGCGCUUCUUCCGCCUUUGUCACUCCGGCAGCCGACGCUGGAGCAUAAAACACUGACACUUGGGAAUAAUCGCUGAGCAAAAGUCGAUCGGAUAAAGAGACAAAAUCAUCCUGAAAAGUCAUCCAGAUGGUUGGAUUUUUUGAGUACUUAUUAUUAAAGUACUCAUGGAGCAACACCUAGGAUAUGGGUGAUUUCCCAAAUGAGCUGCUAAACAAUGAAAGUUCAGCUGUGGUCAAGGAAUUAUAAGGAUCUGGAUCCACUUGGGGGAAUAAACAAAUCUCAUUAAUGGAAUAAUCAAAACAUUAAAAGACACAGGUGGACAAAAUAUCCACCAUUUCUUGUAAAACCAGUGGGUCAUUUGUUUUGGUUUGUGUAACCUUGGAGACCAAACUUUUAUAGACUUCUCUGGACAUCGGCCUCAUGUGUGAAGCAGUCGCAAAAUUCUACUCUGAUGUUCAACAACGCUUUAGCUUCUGCUUGUGGAAUUACCUAGCCUCCUAUUGAAGAGGCUUAUCCAGUUCAAGGAAAUAACUCCUAACCUGUGUCAAUAAAAGUGCCUUGCUUAACUAGAAGGCAGAUUACCCUCAAACAGUCAAAUGGCAUGGGCAAAGUUCUUCAAAAAACCAGGGGGCAAUCUUGGCAGGGGUUACCAGCCAGGAUCUAUGCUGUCCCUGGCUCCUACCAAAGGUCUUCUCAACGAACCAGGACAAAACAGCUGCUUCCUUAACAGUGCAGUGCAGGUGCUGUGGCAGCUUGACAUCUUUAGACGAAGUCUACGGCAAGUUCCUAACCAUUACUGCUUAGGGGAAGCCUGCAUCUUCUGUGCAUUAAAGGGAAUAUUCUCACAGUUUAAGGACAGCAGAGAGCGAGCGCUUCCUUCAGACAACCUGCGUGUUGCACUAGCAGAGACUUUUAAGGAUGAGCAACGUUUCCAGUUGGGCUUUAUGGACGAUGCCGCAGAAUGUUUUGAAAACAUUCUAGAGAGGAUACACCUCCAUAUUGUUCCUGAUGCCGAUAUAGACGCCUGCACAUCCAAAAUCUGCAUCACGCAUCAGAAGUUUGCUAUGACUCUAUACGAACAGGCUGUAUGUCGAAGCUGUGGAGCCUCCUCUGACCCUCUGCCUUUCACUCAGUUAGUGCAUUAUGUUUCCACCACAGCUCUUCGUCAAAAGUUCUUUGAGAGGAAGGAAGAUAAGCCACGUUCGGACAUGUUUGGUGAACUGCUCCAAGCAGCCAGUACGAUUGGAGACCAGCGCGAAUGUCCAAGUAAGUGUGGUCAGAUGAUCACGAUCCGGCGCGUCUUGAUGAACUCGCCAGAAAUAGUCACCAUUGGUUUUGUGUGGGACUCGGAGCAGUCUGACCUGAUGGAUGACGUCUUCAGGACUCUUAGACCAAGCCUUAGCCUCUCAGGGCUUUUUUACCAUGUCACAGAUGAACAAGCCAAAAAGAGCGACCUGCAGCUAGUCGGGAUGAUCUGCUACACGAGCAAACACUACUGCACCUUUGCUUUUCACAGCAAGUCUUCCAAAUGGUUCUUCUUUGAUGAUGCCAUGGUGAAAGAGGUGGGCUCUAAAUGGAAGGAUGUUGUUACUAAAUGCAUCCGAGGACACUUUCAGCCGCUGCUCUUGUUUUACUCUGAUCCUGAGGGGAGCGCCGUGAGAGGAGCUGAGGUCCCUCGGACUGAAAGCUCAGCAAGCCAUCACAAGCCCUCAGCUAAUGAUGAAAUCCCAGGCACCCCGCAGCCAGGCAUCAAGAAGCUGGAACUGACCCGAGAAAACCUCAGUGCUCUGUUGUCAGGUCAGGGUACUUUAAAGCAUAAGAGCCAGCCACUGUCGGCAUUCAAGCGUGGCACGAACCAGACCAGCGGCGGAAGAGGACCAGUGAAAAUGAGCAGUGACCCAAAAGCCUUCUUGAGAGAGCUCUCCCGAGAAGUAGCCAGAGAAGCCCGCAACAUCAACAUCAUCAAGAAAGACAACGAUAAAUCACGCCAAGGGCCAGAAACAUCAAGACACAGAGACACUGCCUCUGAGAGGUCCUACUCACGGUCGCUCUCUCCUCCUGAGAACAGAUUUAUGACCCCAGAGUCUCGGCUAUAUAGAAGUCAGGGCAGGGGCCCGACACGGACAGAGCGUUCGCCCCGCACAAACAGGCGUGUAGCCCAUGCACCACGUUCCCAAUCUCAGCCUCGUGUCCCGGUUCUCCCUCCGUCCAGCAAUCCGUCCUCAAAAAUAGAUUUCUCCAAUGGUUACGAUACGGACAGUAGCUUUGAUCGAGAGCGUCCUAAUGUAGCAUCACGCACUCGUGGUAACCGAGGAUGGAAGCCCAUGCGUGAGGUCCUCAAUGUAGACAGCAUACUAAGCAGUGACGGUGACCAUCAUCUCCCUAUCCAGGGUCAAAUGGUCUCCGGCCAGAAGAAGAUUCCCUAUGAGCAAAAAACCAGCUGGUCUCCACGUGAAGAUGCUAAGCCUAAAAGCUUGAUGACUAUUUAUGAGGAUGAGCAGCGUCACGAGCUGGGCAACAGGAGCUCACCGGAAUCAGAAAGCCGUGAUAGGGAAAGGACUAAAGGCACUGUCAAUCACUUCACACUGAAAAAGGAAAACUGGAAAAACCAGCGAAUGGAAUCCGGAUAUGAGAGCUGCGACAGAAUCAGCAAUGGUUCAGCUACUUUGGAUUUUCCUGUGGUGGAGAAUAUAGGCACGAAAGAGUUACGACGUGUGCCUGAGGUACGUGUGCUGAGGGACCCAGACUACCAACGGAGGUAUGAGGACACGAAGACAGACGGUUCACAGAGGCUUUCUUACGGUGAAAUGCAUGGAAAAACUCAUGAACUCAUUCCCAGACAAAACAAAAGAGGGCCAUGGGACAGAGUAGAUGAAGUGAAUGGGAGCACUGGGCCUGCAUUUCUAAGCAAAAUGAGUAGCUCGGAGUGGAACAGCUCUGAUGACUUGUCUGGGCCUGUGUCAGAGCAGGAGGAUACUUUAUCUCAAUCUGAUGUUCCUCCACUCAUUCCUCACCACCCAUCCCUGAGACCUUCUCACACCUCAGUUCCACCUUUACCCCCCAAACCCCAUGUCCAGAGAUAUGAAUACAGGAGAGGUCUGACCCAAGACUUUGCUCACUUGAGCCCCAAAGUCCCAGCCUACCAAGAAGUGGCUGUGUCAAAGAUGAGCUCAGAGAUAUGGCUGGAGAACUCUGGUACGCACACAUUCUCCUCGUCAGGCAGCAGCUCUAAAUCCGUCUCGUCCAAUAACGAAAGGAACGACCUGUCUACCAGCGAGAGCGAGGACAAGUGUCCCAGCAUCCCUGAUUGUUCCACUAUAUCCAAUGUCGCCGGAGAGCACACCAUCCCAACCACCUACUUUUCUGUUGAUAGCUGCAUGACAGACACUUACCGGGCUAAGUACCAUAAGAAAAGAUCUGCUCUUCAUUCAGAUUCUAAAACAGGAGAGUACACAUCAUCUAGUGAGAGCGAUCAUGGAGAAAGGUUUUCCCCAGCUCCUGCAGACUUAAAGAUCCCAGUUUCACCCAGAACUAAAAAAGAAACAGCUUAUACCAGCAGUAAACCCAUUGUUAAAUGGAAUCCUGUUUCUGUGAAGGGGCUGGAUGAACAUGGCUUCCUCUGACACCAAACAUCACUCCUGCUAGACAUAAAGAUGUGAAAAGUGAUUCUAAAAUGGACCUUGUGCCAAAAAGAUCAGACACUCAUGCAGACAUGUGGAUGCCAAUCUUUAAAUUAAAUCAGAUCAAUUCUAAGAACAAUUCUGUGGACAUUUUUUGCUAUUGCACAUUUAUGAGCCAUUAUAGAAUAAAAUAAAUCUAUUUUUUCACUGUUUUCUUUUCAGUUUAUGUAUUUUAAUGUUAGCUUUUGCGGAAUUUAGUAAACUAUGAAGACCCAAGGCAAGGAAGAUAAUAACUGGAAAAUAACCACAGUGAAUAUUGAUUUCAAUGUGUGGAAAAUGUUGUAUUUCUGGUUUUGGGAGAGAUCUUCUGUGAAAUGGGAAUUGAUUCAUAAUUUUUUUUUUUUUAUAAUUUUUAAUUUUUUUAUGUUUUUGGUUUUCUUUUAUUUGAGAUAAAGCCAAUCCUGCUUAAUGACUUUUCCCCUGUUGAGUUUUCAUAAUUUACUAUUUUCCUGGAUGCAGUUGAAAUGGUUUGCCUCUCAUUUCGAUGUUCAAUUAACUAACUGUAGAUGCACUAAACUGCAUUUUCUUUACUUAUGCGUGAGAGUUAGAGUAUAAAAAUCUGAGUAACGCAGGAGGAAGAAGAAACACUGUAAUAUACUAAAGCACACUGAUUUUUUUUAGUUUUUCCAACAAAUGAAACUGAAUAAACUCUACCCGAUUUGUUUUUUUGUUUUUUUUUGCACUUUGAAACGAUGAUCUCCUCCUGGUGAUCUGUUUUUUGACUGGACCCUUUGGUUUGUCUUCUGUUAGGAAAUUUGAUGAUUGACAAAAAUAUAUAGUAUGCUUGUAUAUGACUUUUCAUUUGUUCCAAAAUAUAUGGGUACACUGUAUAGUUUUAUUUUGAAAGUUGUCUUUUUAAUGUCCUAGAAACAAUGUAAAUUUUUUUUAUAUUCUAUUUUUGUUAAAGAACAAUUACAUUUUGUACAUUUGUUAGACAGAGACUAAUAAAACAGUGCCUUAUUUUGUAUGUGAACAGAACUGAAAAUAGCUGUUCGUAAUAUCUUUUGUAUGUUGUGUUGAAUUUCUACUGGCCAACAAUUGUUUAAUAAAUGAUUUUUAUUUGGUCAUGA
Messenger RNA from Silurus meridionalis, 5259 nucleotides. RefSeq names its product inactive ubiquitin carboxyl-terminal hydrolase 53. Gene Ontology annotation, cellular component: cell-cell junction. The record is from RefSeq and is a predicted model, not a curated record. Gene Ontology annotation, molecular function: cysteine-type deubiquitinase activity. Gene Ontology annotation, biological process: sensory perception of sound; protein deubiquitination; response to auditory stimulus. NCBI's taxonomy places the organism in Eukaryota, Metazoa, Chordata, Actinopteri, Siluriformes, Siluridae.